Messenger RNA from Phacochoerus africanus (Common warthog), 6548 nucleotides. RefSeq names its product coiled-coil domain containing 93 (gene CCDC93). The coding region runs from base 170 to 2083 and encodes 637 amino acids. The transcript has 25 exons. The record is from RefSeq and is a predicted model, not a curated record. Lineage: Eukaryota; Metazoa; Chordata; Mammalia; Artiodactyla; Suidae. Gene Ontology annotation, biological process: Golgi to plasma membrane transport.
GCUGCUGCGCUCCCGGCCGGCGGCGGUGGCAGCGGCGGUGGCGGCGGCGGCGGAGGCGGAGGAAGUUCUCGCUUUGCACUCCACCCCGGUAGCAGCUUUGGGGCCGAGGACAGCUUCCUCUGGACGCUCGGUGGGCUUAGCUGCAGCCUCACGGCGGUCCGACGGGAUCAUGGGGUUGCCCAAGGGGCCGGAGGGCCAGGAUCUUCCGGAGGUAGAAACAAGAGAAGACGAAGAACAAAACGUCAAACUGACUGAAAUUUUGGAGCUCUUGGUUGCAGCUGGGUAUUUUAGAGCAAGAAUUAAAGGCUUGUCACCUUUUGAUAAGGUGGUUGGAGGAAUGACGUGGUGUAUCACCACUUGCAACUUUGACGUGGACGUUGAUUUGCUCUUUCAGGAAAACUCUACGAUAGGUCAGAAAAUAGCUCUGUCAGAAAAAAUUGUCUCUGUCCUGCCAAGAAUGAAAUGUCCACACCAGCUAGAGCCCCACCAGAUCCAGGGGAUGGAUUUCAUUCACAUCUUUCCUGUUGUCCAGUGGCUGGUGAAGCGAGCCAUAGAAACUAAAGAAGAGAUGGGCGACUACAUCCGCGCCUAUUCUGUGUCCCAGUUCCAGAAGACGUACAGCCUCCCCGAGGAUGAUGACUUCAGCAAAAGAAAAGAAAAGGCCAUCAAGACAGUCAUUGACCUCUCAGAUGCUUACAAGCCACGUCGGAAAUAUAAACGCCAGCAGGGAGCAGAGGAGCUUCUGGAUGAAGAAUCGCGGGUCCACGCCACGCUUUUGGAAUAUGGCAGGGUCGCUGAUUCUUUGAUGAGAUAUGGAUUUAGCCGCCAGAACAAAACAGAGACGGCUGAGGACAAGAAAGCGGCACUUCCCAUGGGGCUCUCGGCUGCAGAAAAAGCUGAUGCCCAUGAGGAAGAGGAGCUUCAGGCUGCUGAAGAGCGGCGUAUUCAGUCACUGAUGACCAAGAUGAUGGCCAUGGCAAAUGAGGAGAGUCGUCUGACCGCGAGCUCCGUGGGCCAGAUCGUGGGCCUCUGCUCAGCUGAAAUCAAGCAGAUUGUGUCUGAGUAUGCAGAGAAGCAGUCUGAGCUCUCAGCUGAAGAAAGUCCAGAAAAAUUAGGAACCUCCCAACUGCAUCGUCGAAAAGUCAUUUCUUUGAACAAGCAGAUUCUGCAGAAGACCAAACAACUGGAAGAGCUACAGGCAAGUCGUACCAACCUGCAAGCCAAAUAUGAGGAAAAAAAGAAAACGCUGACAGAGCUGAAGAGCUACAGUGAGAAACUGGACCAAGAGCAGGCAGCCCUCGAGAAGAUAGAAGCCAAGGCCGAUCCAAGCAUCCUGGAGAACUUGAGAGCCCUUGUAGCCAUGAAUGAAAAUCUGAAAAGUCAGGAACAGGAGUUUAAAGCACAUUGUCGAGAGGAGAUGGCACGGCUGCAGCAGGAAAUUGAAAGCCUGAAGGCCAAGAGGGCACCAGAUGGAGGUGAAAAGGCCCUCUCUGGGGGAGAGCCGCAAGGUGCCCCGACCCCUGUGAUGACUCACCACGAAGACCUAGACAGGAGGUAUAACAUGGAAAAAGAGAAACUUUAUAAGAUUCGCUUACUGCAGGCUCGAAGAAAUCGAGAAAUAGCAAUUUUGCACCGCAAGAUUGAUGAAGUACCCAGCCGAGCCGAACUAAUACAAUAUCAGAAGAGAUUUAUUGAGCUCUACCGCCAGAUUUCAGCAGUGCACAAAGAAACCAAGCAGUUCUUCACUUUAUAUAACACCCUGGAUGACAAAAAAGUUUAUCUGGAAAAAGAGAUUAGCCUGCUGAACUCAAUUCAUGAGAACUUCUCACAAGCCAUGGCCUCCCCUGCUGCCCGGGACCAGUUUUUACGCCAGAUGGAACAGAUCGUAGAAGGAAUUAAGCAAAGUCGAAUGAAGAUGGAAAAGAAGAAGCAAGAGAACAAAAUGAGAAGAGACCAGUUGAACGACCAGUACUUGGAACUAUUAGAAAAGCAGAGGCUGUACUUUAAGACUGUGAAAGAGUUCAAGGAGGAGGGCCGCAAGAAUGAGGUGCUGCUGUCCAAGAUGAAAGCCAAGGCCUCCUGAACAUUCCCAGGCAGCAUCAGACAUCAAUGAUGUUUUUUUCUAAAUGCCAUGUAUCCACUACAAGACCGUGAAAUGGUUCUCAACGCUGCAAUAGAGAGAGGCAGAUGUGAUGACCUCAACAGCCUGGAUAUUUUCCUUCCCCUGUUGGCCUCCAUCUCAUCUUUCCAUUGGUUGUCAUCAGUGGCACCAGACGGGCCAACAUUGUGGCUUGGGUGACACCCACGAUCAGUGAAGAGACGUGGGCAAUAUUUGUUCUCUGUGUCGAUUCAGCUUUUAUUUCUCCAAUAACAUUGCACAUAUGAAGGUACCUAUAUUUGUAUGGACUCUGAAUAAAGAGGAAUUCAUUUGUUCAGUAAGUGUUAAUUGAGCAACAGCUGAGAGUGAGCACUGCGGGAGACAGAAGGGUGAGUGACACAGACCCUGCACCUCAGGCUCCCAGCAUGUGACUCCAGAGCUGGACCAUGGGGAUUUUUUUUUUUUUCUUAGUAAACAAAUCUUUUAGCUGAAUGGUCAGCCCAUGUGGGUACUGGUCACUUGGUCCUCUCACUGGCCCAUGGUGCCUUUUGUUCCUGCUCCUCGGCUCCAGCCAGCAGGCCUAAGGGUGUGGGAGCCAGAACAUCUGCCCUCGGCUUCUCCCCCACAGUCCCUUCAAGUCAUCUCUCCAAAACUUGGAGACAGGGACCUCAGCUUGAGGACAGUAGGUAAGACCUUAGCACACCCUAUUCUCGUGUGAGUCUGAGCCCACCUGCCCUGUGCGUGCCCCUCACUAAGAACACAUCACGCGCCUCCUGCUGCUCCACAGAGCCCAGGGCUGGGCCCAGAGGUGGGCAUGCCCACCUGUCACUGCCGUCCAGGCUCCUAUAUAAAUCCCAGAGGGACUGGCCCAUGAGCAGGUGCCAGAGGGUAUCCCAGCAGGAAGAGCAGCAAGGUGGGCAAAGAUCCCAGAACCUCAAGCAGGCAGGGUCUGGGCUAGAUCUGAAGGGGGAAUCAUAGUUUAGUAGCAGAGAUUGGUGGGAAGGCCAUUUUAGAUAAAGUAUGACCGCAGUUAAAACUCAGGAGGGGGCGGGAAGGGGACAGUCAUGCUUGUUGGGGGAAGACUGGGCGACGGGUCUCUGCAGGAGGCUUUAGGGAUCAGUCUGGGAAAAUGAGCCCGGAGCCACCUUUGCAGGGCCCUGAAGCAGAGGAGAGGGCUUGACUUUCUCUUCUGAAAUGAGCAGUCCAUUUAGACGGAGCUCCUCCUGUCUGGACCCUCAAGCAUUGGCCAGUGCAAGUCAGUGAGCCCAGCACCAGGCUUGCACACAUCGGCCAAUUUGGACCAUAAAACCUAAAUGCUUAAACAUGUAAAUAGGGCAUUCAGUGCAGUCACAGGGGCAUCAUGUUCAUUUUAAUUCUCUCUUGUGUGUAUUAAGCAGGGCCAGUGUGUAGUUUAGAGAAUCUCUGCCUGGAUUAAUAACAGCCCUCGGCUUCUGUGCCCACCUGGCGAGGCCCUUCUAGUGAGGGGGUGGCUGUGGGCACUGGUGCUGGGCCUUGCACACCUGCACUUGUGUGGGGCCCUGGGCCAUGGGUGUUUAUGGAUUUGGACAGGGCACAGUGAGGUUAAGCAAGCCAUUGCCAAAGAGCAGAUGUUGCUCUGCGAGUCAGAGGAAGGAGAUGAUGUUUGACCUUGAAGUGUUUUAGGUUCAGGGAAACAUCUAGGUUUUCUUGUCAACAAGUUCAUAGACCCACUCCCAAACUACCAACUUGAGCAGUUAGAUUAUCCAUGUGUUGUUCCCAGGUGGUGGGGAGGAGGAAAGGGUGACAUCAGGGUUAGAGUGGGGGCAUUUACUUUGGGCUGUUUCUAAGGAGUUUUAUUUGGUUUGGUUUUGGUAGAGGGAGGUAUCAGUAGAUACCUUUUCCCUUUCUUGAAUCCACAAGGCCUAAGCUAAUAUAUUAGUUUCCAUUCUUUGAACACAUUUUGAAUUAAACCGCGGAUGCCAGUCUUGAGUUCCGUUUGCCACAGAUAAACCUACAGGGUAGAUGGUGCCUUUGUGAAUGAUGAGGACAUGAAAUGAGGAGAUGCCCCAAAGGCCCCGGUCAUUUCAGGGCUGCAUCCUGUGUACCCACAUUGUGUGGCUGGGGUGUUUUUCUGCUAAUUCCACAAGCUCCUCUGGGGCGGAACAUGCAGUCUAAACGACCAUGAGCUGUCGGGGCAGACACUUGGUACAUAUUUCUUGCUUUCCUGGGCCUGAGUCAGGCUCAUGGGUCGCUGGGCUCAGCUGGUCACCCUCAGGUGAGGUGCAGAAAACAACUGCGAGGCUACGUGGGGGGCUGUCUCCCUUUUUAACACAGAGGGCACCGCCCUCUAAGCUCUCAUUAGCAUCUGCAGUGGGUGGUUUUAACUGGGUGCUGGCUCGCUGCCCACGUUCUGUGGAGAGUGGGUCCUGCCAGUGUCCACUGGACCUGCAGUGGAACCAGAAGGCAGAAGGCCUGGUGGACAGGAGGCCUUUCCCAGGCUAAGGAGCUGCUCCCUCAUAAAUACACAGCUCCCAGACCUCCUGAGACCAGGAAUUGGCAGCAUGGGUGCUCAGGCAAGCCUCUUUCCACCUCAUGAGGUGCCCUCCUGAGAGCUUGGGCUUUCACGUUAGUGGCCCUGAUCACCUCUGUAAGGACUAAAGCAGCCCUGCCUGAGAGGGCACUCGGCCGUCAGCCAUGGCCCGCAGGCCUGUGCCAGCCCAAUCUCAGUCACCUUGGCAUGGCUGGCCUCAUUGUGCCCUCUCUGAAGGUGACUGAUGGCAGUAUGAACAAGUGUUAGCAGUUACUUUGAGCCUGGGAUGCAGUUAGUUGGCCUAGAACCCACUCUGAGGAAGGACAGAGCAGGUCCUAGGAAGUGCUUCAUGACUCACUCGUGGCCAGUGUUGGGGCUACUCAAGGGAAAAGCAUGAUUCACUUAGAGCCGGACAGUAACAAGCCCUGUGAGGUGAGGGCCCACUGUCUGUCCAAGUAGCCAGGUGGUGGCCCAGAGAUCCCCAGGUUCCCAGCCCAGGCCAUUCCGUCUUACAGCACACAGUGAGAGGCUGAAAAUCCUGUUAUCAUGAUCUCUCUUCUCACAGUAAAUGUGUAAAAACAUGAGAGAGUAUUGAAUAGCUGGUCUGUGGCCUAUUUGAUGACAUGGGGACUUCAGUUCCUCAGAAGUGUUGAGUUCACACCUGUCCUUGUCUCUGCCUGAGCUGCUCUCCCUCCAAGAUCCUGGCAAGGGCUUUGCCAGACCCUCUGAUCCUCAUACAGACCCAUCAGUGUCAUCUUGUAACGCUGACUACAGGCUGCCCUUCCCCGCCCCACCCCCCCAGCUCUGUCAAUGGCACGCGUUUGAUUCUCUUAGUCCUUUGCAGCAUCUGUUGCCUGCCCUCCACUCCAGGGCAUAAGGGCAGCAAAAGUAGGGACCUUGCCUGAAUUGCUCACCACAGUCUCCUCAGCAUCUGGCUAGGAUGGAUCAUGAGGGCGUCCUGGCUGGAUAAAAUAGCUCCUCCAGAUUGUAACUGUGCCUCCCAAAUUAGCAAAGUGUAGAUGGAACAUUUCAUCUAAUAUAUUCUCAGCUUGAGAACAGGAGGCAGUUUUAUUCAGCAGCUUUUGAGGAUGUCUCUUAGAGUGCUGGCCACACUCACAGCCUUGAUGGUUGGGAUGAGAAAGGUGUCAGAGGUUUCAAACCUUUCAAAGGAAUUACAUUUUAUAGAUGUUUUUCCUCCCCAUGUAGGAGGGAGUUGGGGGAGAGAGGGAGCACAUGAAUGUCAGAGAGUUGCUCAUGACUAUGUUGUGGCUUAAAGUAAGCCAUGCACAAAGGUAACCAUGGCUGGUGGAAAUGACUGAGCCACAUGGAACCAAGAAGUGGGAAGCAGCCCCUGGAUACAGUGUUGGCAGAAGUAUGAACUGUACAGCUCCAUGGGACCCGGGGCGGGGUGGGGUGGGGGAGUUGCAGUCAGACAAUAUGAGAUUAUCUAUCAAAAGUGCCAAUGCACAAAACUUUCAUACCAGCAAUGCUGCUUCUAAGAAUGUUUCCUACAGACAAGGACUUUCAUUGCAGCAUUAUUUGUAAUAGCAAAAGUUUGGAAACUAUCACCAACAUAGGGCAAUAAAUGGUUAAAUUAUGGUGAAUCCGUACAAGGGAAGAGUAAGCCACACUGUAUGUUCUGUUGUGGAAUGAUCCCUUAAGAUGCAUGGUUAAGUAGAGAAAAAGAGGCUCUUGACUUUACUAGUGUUUGUUUCUAAAAAAGGAAGGGGAUGGGAGAAAAUGUCUCUGGUUCUAUGUAUACACAUGUGUGCGUACAGAUGGAGGACCUCCAGGAGGACCCCCUCAUAGGAACCUGAAAGCCUUGGUUGCCUCUGGAAAGAGGGGUGGGGAUUACCUUUCACUGUAUACCUUUUGUACCUUUUGAAUUUUGUACCAUGUACAUGUAUUACCCAUUCAAAAAAUAAAGUUUUUAAUUUUUAA